Molecule: messenger RNA, 1230 nt
Organism: Verticillium dahliae VdLs.17
Lineage: Eukaryota; Fungi; Ascomycota; Sordariomycetes; Glomerellales; Plectosphaerellaceae
Product: endothiapepsin
Exons: 2
Coding region: 1-1230 (409 amino acids)
Biological process (GO): proteolysis
Molecular function (GO): aspartic-type endopeptidase activity
Source: RefSeq, a predicted model, not a curated record
AUGCACACCUUCGGCACCUUCUUCGUUGCCAUCCUCGCCGCCACUGGCUACGCGGCCGUCGUGCCUACCAAGAUCGGUAUCCCUGAUCAGGGCACAUUCUCUGUGCGCGCAGUGCCCAACCCAGGUUUCCAACACAGGAACGGUGCCAUCGCCCUCGCCAAGGCUUACAACAAGUUUGGCAAGGCGGCGCCCGCUGACGUUGCUGCCGCUGCCGCCAAUGCCACCGAGAGCCGUUUGUCAAAGCGCACCACCGGUUCAGCCACGGCUUCCCCCGAGGCCAACGAUGUCGAGUACUUGACCCCUGUGCAGAUUGGCACGCCGGCACAGAACCUCGUCCUCGACUUCGACACUGGUUCCAGUGAUCUCUGGGUUUUCAGCACCGAGCUGCCUAGCUCUCAGGUCAACGGACAGACUCGGUACAACCCCGCCUCUAGCUCGACCUCAUCGAAGGUUGCCGGUGCCAAAUGGUCCAUUAGCUACGGCGAUGGUAGCAGCUCCAAGGGGGACGUGUACCUGGACAAGGUGACCAUUGGUGGCCUCACCGUGAAGAAGCAGGCUGUUGAGGCAGCCCAGAAGGUUUCCAGCUCUUUCACCUCGGACCCCCUGGAUGGUCUUUUGGGCCUCGCCUUCAGCUCUAUCAACACUGUUUCUCCCUCGCAGCAGUUGACCUUCUUCGACAAUGCGAAAUCCACUCUGGAUGCUCCCUUGUUCACUGCUGAUCUGAAGCACGCUGCGGCUGGCAAGUACAACUUUGGUUACAUUGACAAGACCGCCUACAAGGGUGCCAUUACCUACACCAAUGUCGACAACAGCGACGGCUUCUGGUCCUUCACCUCGACCGGUUACCAGGUCGGAACCGCAGCCUUCAAGUCUUCUCCCGUCACCGGCAUUGCUGACACCGGCACCACGCUGCUCCUGCUCCCCACCUCCGUCGUCUCGGCCUAUUACGCACAGGUCAGCGGCGCCAGGUACGACAGCUCGCAGGGUGGCUAUGUUUUCAGCUGCAGUGCUACCCUCCCUGCCUUCACGUUUGGCGUCGAGUCUGCGCGCAUCAUGAUCCCCGGAAGCUACAUCAACUUUGCCCCCGUUGAUGACUCGGGAUCUGUUUGCUUCGGCGGCAUCCAGCGCAACACGAACAUUGGCUUCUCCAUCUUCGGCGAUGUGGCCCUCAAGGCCGCUUUCGUUGUCUUCAACAGUGGUGACCUGACUCUCGGUUGGGCCUCGAAAUAA